This is a messenger RNA of Melospiza melodia melodia, 355 nucleotides long. RefSeq names its product Fc epsilon receptor Ig (gene FCER1G). Gene Ontology annotation, molecular function: IgE receptor activity. Gene Ontology annotation, cellular component: Fc-epsilon receptor I complex; membrane. The record is from RefSeq and is a predicted model, not a curated record. Lineage: Eukaryota; Metazoa; Chordata; Aves; Passeriformes; Passerellidae. The transcript has 5 exons. Gene Ontology annotation, biological process: cell surface receptor signaling pathway. Bases 1 to 288 code for a protein of 95 amino acids.
AUGGGGACAUUGGGGACAGCGGCGGGGGCGCGGUGCCUGCUCGGCCUCGUCCUGCUGGGGGUGCCCGGCCGGGCCGCAGGAGCCCUGGCCGAGCCCGAGCUGUGCUACGUGCUGGACGCCGUGCUCUUCCUCUACAGCCUCAUCCUCACCGGCCUCUACGUGCGCCUCAGGUUCCUGACUCGGAGGUCGUGGCAAGCGGCUCAGAAGAAGGAGGAAGAGGCCGUUUACGCCGGUCUCAGCUCCGAGCACCAGGAGACCUACGAGACCCUGCAGAUGAAGAGCUCCUGACCCCCCCCCGUGUCACCUCCUGUCCCCUCCUGUGUCACCUCCCCUGUCCCCAAACCCUGGGACCCCC